CUUUCCACCAUCCCUGCAAAAGCUGCAUCCCUUUCCCCUCAAUUCCUCAGUGAUACGCCAUCAGUCGGCGCCGACAUCGGCUGGACCUCCUCCGUUUAGUGCAUGCAUGCGCAUGGCAGCUACGUAAGAGCAGAGCCGCGGAUCCCCAUGUCGCAGCGAGUGUUUUCGUCGUGUGUCGAUGACGACAGUCCGAGGUCACUUGGCACCGCCUGCUUGUCAUGUGCCCAUUGCACAUGUCCCCCGCCCCCGAGAGCGGAAUGGCUUGGGCUGCAAGGGCUAUGGGGGGGCCUGGACAAGGGCAUAACGUCAUUCCUUAUCCAACGCAAUCCACUCUUAUACCCCCGCUAAUGCUCCCAAUCGACCCACUUCAAUUGGUCCACUUUAGCAGCUCGCUCCUUGCUCUCGCGUGGCGACCUUCCACUCUCCGAUCUCCUCCCUCCACCAGACUUCGGCGCUUCGGCGUCGGCCUCGCAUCUUCUCCCACAAGGCCACCAACAUGUCCGGCGCCGGCAAAAUCCUCUGGGGAAAAUGGCUCGCAGUGACGUCCGUCAUCAUGGGCGUCGGCUACACGCUAUUGAAAGUGGCGACGCCGACCGAAGAGGAGUUCUACAACUCCCUCUCACCCGACCUCAAGCGCAAGGUUGACGAGGUGCGCGCCCAGCGCGCCGCAAUCGAGAACAGCAAGCUUGUGCAGGCAAAGCUCGAGGCUGCAAGCGACGAAGGCAAGGUUGUUUGGGGGAGUGACCUCAAGAAGCCCAGCAAAUAGACUCGCAUCACAGGACGCAUCUACAGAUCCACAAUUCCGUGUAUGUAUUCUACUCGGCUGCCGGCGGCAGAGUGGUUUGGACAGAAGCGUGGAGAGCGGUGAGGCCGGAUUCCUUAUUUCUGAUCGCCGAGGCUGCGCCAUGCGCCUUGCGCCUUGCGCGGCCAGACUGACUUGCCGACAGCCGAUCACCAGCGUUAUUACUUCAUCUGUUCUCAUGCCACUCCGAUGGUGACUGUUCUCACGCAGUCCGCAGCUCAUGCCCUCGGUCACUCUCGGUCACCGAGACGGCGGACGCGGAGGUCCGCGCAGCAGUAACAUCGUAGUGGACGCUGUGCUGCGCGCAUCGCUCGAGUUGCUGUCCGCCUGAGACAUAGGGCGCUAAGGCGCACUCUCUCCGCUCGGCAUCGCCCCAUCACAUCACUAAAUGCA
Molecule: messenger RNA, 1195 nt
Organism: Cutaneotrichosporon oleaginosum
Lineage: Eukaryota; Fungi; Basidiomycota; Tremellomycetes; Trichosporonales; Trichosporonaceae
Source: RefSeq, a predicted model, not a curated record